Heterotrigona itama is the source of this 4621-nucleotide messenger RNA. The record is from the annotation of a GenBank genome assembly. Lineage: Eukaryota; Metazoa; Arthropoda; Insecta; Hymenoptera; Apidae.
UAGGAUAAAAAAAAAGAUCGCAUUUUUCAUAAAUUUCAUCUUACAAUGCCUCUUCUUAUUAAGAAAGAAAGAACUUCUUAGAGAGAUGUGAGAAGUUGAAAUACUAGAAAAAAUAUUAAAAGCUAGAUUUCGAUCGCGAAGGGAACGCGGAGGUGCGUGCGAAAAAGAUCGACAAAGAAACACAGCGGUUGAGGAUGAGCCAGGGUCGAUACGGAUGUUCCAUCGGAGCAGAGCGACGAACCUCGAGGAACGAGAAAGGGCUUCGAACAAUCAUCGAGCUACAUACUAGCUCCGCCCCCGUUGUCAGGCAAUCGACAUGGCCAUGUUUUACGAAGUUUCUCUUCCCUGGGGGGCAAAGUUCCUACUCGCAGUUCACGCGGUAGAUUCGUUCGAGGAACACGUUGCUCGCUCGAAGCAUCAUUUAAAAUCGCCAACUGUCGAGUGAACUUCGAUGAGUUUUAAAAAAAAAUGCAUUUAAAGGCAAGUUUAAGGAGUGGUCGGGAGUUUCAUUCGGCAGAUGACGAGGGAAGUUUCACUUUCUGCCAAUAAUAACGAAUAGAAAGGAAUUAAAACAUUUGAAGAAGAUGAGCGCGAUAACCAAAUGUUUAUCGGAUGAAAGAAUCCUGUGGAUCGUUGACUACGCUUCGAGGCAAAGUAAGUUUGAGAGUCUUGAGAGGAAAGAGGCAACAACGUUGAACAAUGAAGAAGUCGACAGAUCGGAUGAAGAUGACGAGGCCAAUGGAAGAUAACGAAAAAUGAAAGAUCUUUUAACAGAUAGCAAGGUGAAGGAACUUCAAGCCAUGCUUUUUCCAGUUCAGCCGAUUCCUGGCGGUGCGCUGGCAAACUUAAAUAAACUUCAGGAGUUACAAUUGCUACAGCUGGGACGAUGCGAUCUACCGCGAAGGGAAACGGAGUUAACGCUGUUCUCUAUGCCUUUUGCAACUAGGGAUGAUCAGUCGCAAGAAACUCUUCGAAGCAUAUUGGACACUCACUGUACGAUAGAUGGAAUCAUCCAGGAGACUGCUAGAUGGCCCACGGAAUGCCAAGUACUUCCUGAAAGAGUCAGGCAUAUAGAAUACGCUCCAUCCGUUCCAGAACCGUUCUACGUGCCAACCGGAAAGGAACCAAGACCAAAACCAUUAGGAGACGAGUUUGGGACUGUGAUAUUUCGAUACCAUCCAAUCAGCGUCACCAGUUAUUUUAGUAGAUCUUGCGUAGGCGGUAGCACGGUCGCGCCGUUUCCAGCGGAAUUCCCAACCGAUUCAAACGAAAAUGAAUCGAAGAACGUCGAAGCUAAUAGUAAUGUGUUCUUAGUAACCAGAGUGUCCGACAUGAUGGACACCAACAGCGAUUUACACUUUGAAUCCCGUUUCGAGUCUGGGAACCUUUGCAAAGUCGUAAAGAUCACUGAUACGUAUUAUCAAUUGUAUCUUAGAAAGGAUCUUUAUACUCAAAGACAUACCCAGUGGUAUUAUUUCAGGAUAUCAAACACAAGGAGCAGGACAAAUUAUAGACUGUCUAUCGUGAACCUUUGCAAAGAAGAAAGUCUAUACAACGAAGGUCUUCGACCACUUUUGUACUCGAUCGAAGACGCCAAGACGCGAGCCGUUGGUUGGAGAAGAUGCGGUGAAAAUAUCGCUUAUUACAGGAACGAUUCAUCAAGUGACGAGGAAAAAGAAAAGCACACAUUAACGUUCAACGUCUCUUUCCCUCACGACAGAGACACUGUCUAUUUGGCACAUUGUUAUCCAUAUACAUAUAGCGAUUUACAGGAAUAUCUUGCCAAAUUAGUCGCGGAUCCUAUAAAAUCUAGAUAUACUAAAUUACGACUGCUGUGUCGUACGUUGGCUGGGAACAGAGUUUAUUACUUAACUAUCACUGCGCCUACUUACGAUGAAGAAGUACGAAGGAAAAAAGGCAUUGUUAUCACGGCACGAGUUCAUCCAGGAGAAACUCCGUCUAGUUGGACGAUGAAAGGGAUUAUUGAUUUUUUAACCGGAGAAUCGAAUCAAGCCAGAAGCUCGACAACACAGGUACUGCGAGAAAGAUUCGUAUUCAAACUAGUUCCUAUGCUAAACCCGGACGGCGUUAUUGUUGGCAACAAUCGUUGCUCGCUUUCGGGGAAAGAUCUGAAUAGACAAUACAGGACUGUAAUGAGAGAAAGCUACCCCUCGGUCUGGCAUACAAAGUUAAUGAUUCGACGAUUACUGGAAGAAUGCGGAGUGGCCAUUUAUUGUGAUCUACACGCUCACUCUAGGAAACAUAACAUAUUCGUUUAUGGCUGCGAAAGCAAAAGAGCCGCGUCGCAGACGAAACUCUCCGAACAAGUGUUUCCUCUGAUGCUACACAAGAACGCAGCUGACAAAUUCUCCUUUGAAAACUGCAAAUUUCACGUGGAAAAGGGUAAAGAAGGUACGGGAAGGGUUGUAGUGUGGUCCAUGGGAGUGCAAAAUAGUUACACGAUGGAAGCGUCGAUGGGAGGGACGAAAAUAGGAUCCAGAUCUGGAACCCAUUUCUCUACACAAGAUUACGAGCAAAUUGGGAAAGUAUUCUGUGAAACUCUGCUGGAUUUCUUUGAUCCAGACCCAAUGAAGUGACGAAGGGGAUACAUCAGACAGUUCAGUCUCAGAGAAGGAAGAAACAGAAUUUCCAAGAAAUACAUGGAAUUAUACUUUGAAGGAGCCACCUGUUUCUCCGCAAUAUUUAUGCGCGCCACCACCUACGCCAACAUUUAUUCCUCCUCGAAGUUUAGAGUUAGCGAGAAGAAGAAGCAAAAAGGGAACCGCCGCCAACAGAGGUUAUCUUCGACGCAAAAGGAUGCUGAAAGAAUUCACGAAAAUUGCAAGGAAGAAGCUAUCCGAUUUAUGAACAAAGAAACAGAAGGAAUCACUAGCGAUGGACUGAUUUUACCGGAAAUAGUGAGAUCUCGUAGUAUGUCUUUAAAUGAGAAUUUCAGCGUCGAUAAGGAAGAAUCGAAGGCGAAUAGACGAUCCCAUUGUCUUCGCUUGGUUAGAAGUUUAAGACAUCGUUCACCCGUUCCAUUGAAAAGUCAAGAUAUACAAAUUAAGCUCAGUUCAUUGCGACAACAAAUAUGGAUGGGAGUUCCACUUGAUGUCACGGAAAAUAUCGAUAAAAGUAUCGAGCAUCCUAUUGCAAAGGGACCAUUAAGCUGGGGAAUAUCCAAUAUGGCAUUAACCCAGGAUAAAAUAAAUAAUAAAAUAUUACUAAAGGGCGCCAAGAAAUUACAAUUUCUCAAAUAUAUCGAUACGGAAAACAGCAUGAAAGAAGCACAAAGUAAAUAUAAACGUAAAGAUACUAUACGUUCAAAGGAGAACAGUUUAGGAGCGGAACCUCAAGAUACCAAGCGGAAGCCGAAGAAAAAAAAAUCUCCUUUUAAAUGGCAGAAGAUAGUCGAUCUAAAUUCGAAAGUAGAAGAGGUGCGCCAUCGUAAAACGUCCUUUUUAACGAUCAAAGCUGAUACCUUGAAAUUGGUUACGCUUGAGGUACCUUCCAAAGUACAAACGCGGCAGCACAAAAUUGAAUCCCGGAAGCAUCAGAAAAGUAGCGCCACUCGUACCAUUUCUAACGGUGGGAAAACAUCGAUUAUCACGAAAUCUCAAAUGCGCUUGCAACCACACUCACGCUCUCGCGUACAUUUGCAACCCUUGAUCGUCCCCUUAUGCGACAGUUUUUCAUCAGACAAUGAGUCGACCGAUUCUCACAAGCAGAGAAUCUCGAAGAAAAAAUACAAGAAGAAGCAACUGAAGAAAAAACCGGCUCCGGCGACGGGAAAGAAGAAGCGUGCUACUAGCGCGAGUGUGAUUACGAAAUCCCUGAAAGAUUUCACAUAAAAGUGGAUGAAUGGAUGUCCAAGCUCUUUUUCGUAUGUUUUUAAAUGUAUCUUGUAAGUACAUAUUUAUCACAUCUAAUAAAACUGAUACAGUGCAAAUGCUUUUUUUACGCAGUGUUCAUGACUAAAGUGAACUUCAUUCACAUAAUGCACAUUAGUACCAGGUAUCGAUGCGCUGAAUACGAGUUACAUUCGUAUGGCGGAACUGAGAAAUACUUGCACGAAUAGAUUGAUACAUAAUGAAAGAGAGAAAGGAGGGGAUAAAAUUUUACCCGUGACUAUGUAAUGAUUUAUCGUUCAAUUAAGGACAUGACAUUAUUAUGUAACAAACUUUACCGCGAGAUAAAACAAGGUACAGAGAGAUAAUUAACCAACGUACUUACAAUUUUUCGUUGAUCGAAAAAGGAGAAUUGUAUUUAAAUAUGACAGGCGCGUCAUUUGAAUGACAUUAUACAGACCUGCACGUUUCCUCCAUGCGUUUCUUUAUCAGAUAUUAGCAAAUCUUCGAUUUAACGAAAACAUAACCUCAACAAAUUGUUGCAAUACUUGUGUCGGUUGGAACAAUUAAUUGCCGUUAAAUUCUAUAUGACUUAUAGGAAGUAUAUCUUAACACGGGAUUUUAUUCAAUGGAAAAUUGUUUCAACAUAUAAGCUAUUGAUAGUCUUAAUCCUAACUUUCUAAUCUGUUGCACUUUCAACGAUAAUUUUAAUGCAAUUUAUAACACAGGAAAAACAUGAUACUACUUACAAGACACUGCACGAUAUUUUUCUC